UGAAUAUACUAAAUCACCUACAUAAAAUGAUUAAUAACGUGAUACACACUCCCAUAAAUGAUCAAUACUAAGAUUAUAUGACUAACUUAAUACAGAGAUUAUAAUACUAACGGUUAACCAUCCACUAUCAAUCAAUCUCCUGACUGAACCUUCCCCAACAGAGGGAUACAAGCAGCAGUACACUACUCAGCGAAGCUUGGGGUAUUAUUGGGUGCAGCGGGAACCACUUCCUGCUGCCAGCGGAAAUGCUGAAAAGCAAAUCAUCUUUUGCGAGUGGCAAGUAUUGACGCACACAGUUACGUGGUGUAUCUUCCAACACCUGACCAUCUUUCAUCAUCUCUCGUACAUCAUUCAAAGGCAUGGUGGCAAGGUCCUUCCAAGUAUAAACACAAACUUUCAGAAACCAGGAUCCUACGCGAGCAUUGGUGUCGCUGUCGCUGACGUCGCUGCCGUCAGAUGAUAUUGGGUCAUAGGUUGGGGAGAGAGGUGUCUCCCUGGGCUUCUCAGGGUUCGGGGACCCGUGUGUGUGAUCGGCGUCCUUUGCUCCUGCGAUGGAGCGCAUCCCUGCAUCGUCAUGAAGGGAGGGGAGGUGAGGAGAGGGUCUCAGGAACUGGUGACAUAUGUUGGGAGGGGAUGCUGGUAGUAGGUCCUCGGAAGCUGAUAGCGGCAUGGAGGUGGAGCCCCGUACAUGCCGGUGGACUCUCGUGGACGAAGUCUGCUGGGUCCUGGUUGUAGAUCCCCCACCGUCAGUUGCCAUGGGACAGGCUCCGGCUGGAAGACACUGUCCGACGUCCUCUCCCCUGUUUGGUCUCGAGUCAUCGAUGCUGCUGGAGGACAACAUGGUGACUUUCAUGAAGGAGGAGCUGAAGAAGAUGAAGAAGCUUCUGAGUCCAGAUUACCCAGCAUGCUCAGAAAGUGAGAGAGAGGAUGAGGAUGAAAAGCAGAGGAGCAGCAGAGAGUCAUUAGUGAGGAUCACACUGGACUUCCUGAGGAGGAUGAAGCAGGAGGAGCUGGCUGAGCGUCUGUGGAGCAGAACUUCUGCUGCUGUCUGCCAACAGAAGCUGAAAUGUGGCCUGAAGAAGAGGUUCCAGUCUGUGUUUGAAGGAGUCUCUAAAGCAGGAGAGUCCACCUUCCUGAACCAGAUCUACACAGAGCUCCACAUCACAGAGGGAGGGGCUGCAGAGGUCAAUGAGGAACAUGAGGUCAGACAGAUUGAAACAGCAUCCAGGACAGCAGACAGAGCAGAAACAAGCAUCAGACCAGGAGACAUCUUUAAAGCCUCACCUGGAAGAUCUCAACCAAUCAGAACAGUGCUGACAAAGGGAGUGGCUGGCAUUGGGAAAACAGUCCUGACACAGAAGUUCACUCUGGACUGGGCUGAAGACAAAGCCAACCAGGACGUCCACUUCACAUUUCCAUUCACCUUCAGAGAGCUGAAUGUGCUGAAGGAGAAGAAGUUCAGCUUGGUGGGACUUGUUCAUCACUUCUUCACUGAAACCAAAGAAGCAGGAAUCUGCAGAUUUGAAGACUUCCAGGUGGUCUUCAUCUUGGACGGUCUGGAUGAGUGUCGACUCCCUCUGGACUUCCAGCACACUGAGUUCCUGACUGAUGUUACAGAGUCCACCUCAGUGGAUGUUCUGCUGACAAACCUCAUCAGGGGGAAACUGCUUCCCUCUGCUCACCUCUGGAUCACCACACGACCUGCAGCAGCCAAUCAGAUCCCUGCUGACUGUGUGGACAGGGUGACAGAGGUCCGAGGGUUCACUGACCCCCAGAAGGAGGAGUACUUCAGGAGGAGGUUCAGAGAGCAGGAGCAGGCCAGCAGGAUCAUCUCCCACAUCAAGACCUCCCGAAGCCUCCACAUCAUGUGCCACAUCCCAGUCUUCUGCUGGAUCACUGCUACAGUUCUGGAGGAGGUGUUGAAGAGCAGAGAGGGAGGAGAGCUGCCCAAGACCCUGACUCAGAUGUACAUCCACCACCUGGUGGUCCAGGCCAAAGUCAAGAAGGUCAAGUAUGAUGGAGGAGCUGCCACAGAUCCACACUGGAGUCCAGAGAGCAGGGAGAUGAUAGAGUCUCUGGGAAAACUGGCUUUUGAGGAGCUGCAGAAAGGAAACCUGAUCUUCUAUGAACCCGACCUGACAGAGUGUGGCAUCGAUCUCAGAGCAGCCUCAGUGUACUCAGGAAUGCUGACCCAGAUCUUUAGAGAGGAGAGCGGUCUGUACCAGGACAAGGUGUUCUGCUUCAUCCAUCUGAGCCUUCAGGAGUUUCUGGCUGCUCUUCAUGUCCAUCAGACCUUCAUCCAGUCUGGAAUCAACCUGCUGGAAGAGAAACAAACAACCAUUCAGCAAUCUCCACAACAGCUUCAGCUCCACCAUCUCCAUCAGAGAGCAGUGGACGAGGCCUUGAAGAGUCCAAAUGGACACCUGGACUUGUUCCUCCGCUUCCUCCUGGGUCUUUCACUGCCAACCAAUCAGAGUCUCCUUCGAGGUCUGCUGACACAGACAGGAAGUAGCUCACAGACCAAUCAGGAAACAGUCCAGUACAUCAAGAAGAAGCUGAGUGAGAGUCUGUCUGCAGAGAGAGGCAUCAAUCUGUUCCACUGUCUGAAUGAACUGAAUGAUGGUUCUCUGGUGGAGGAGAUCCAACAGUCCCUGAGAUCAGGAAGUCUCUCCAGAGAUGAACUGUCUCCUGCUCAGUGGUCAGCUCUGGUCUUCAUCUUACUGUCAUCAGAAGAAGAUCUGAAGGAGUUUGACCUGAAGAAAUACUCUGCUUCAGAGGAGGCUCUUCUGAAGCUGCUGCCAGUGGUCAAAGCCUCCAACAAAGCUCUGUUGAGCAGCUGUGGUCUGUCAGAGAGAAGCUGUGGAGCUCUGUCCUCAGUCCUCAGCUCUCAGUCCUCCAGUCUGACACAUCUGGACCUGAGUAACAACGACCUGCAGGACUCAGGAGUGAAGCUACUGUCCUCUGGACUGGAGAGUCCUCACUGUAAACUGGAAGCUCUCAGUCUGUCAGGGUGUCUGGUCUCAGAGGAAGGCUGUGUUUCUCUGGUCUCAGCUGUGAGCUCCAAGUCCUCCCAUCUGAGAGAGCUGGACCUGAGCUACAACCAUCCAGGAGACUCAGGAGUGAAGAAGCUGUUUGCUGCAGUGGAGGAUCCACAGUGCAGUCUGGAGACUCUCAGGGUGGACCAUGGUGGAGAGCAGUGGUUAAAACCUGGUCUGAAGAAGUAUUUCUCUCAACUUCAACUGGACACAAACUCAAUGAGCAGAAACCUCAAACUGUCCAACAACAACAGGAAGGUGACACGUGUGGAGGAAGAGCAGCCAUAUCCUGAUCAUCCUGACAGAUUUGAAGACUCGACUUAUCAGCUGCUGUGUAGAAAUGUUCUGAGUGGUCGAUGUUACUGGGAGGUGGAGUGGAGUGGAUAUGUUAAUAUAUCAUUGAGUUACAGAGGAAUGACAUGGAGAGGAAACGAUCAUGGGCGUAUGUUUGGAUGGAAUGAGCAGUCCUGGACUCUGAGCUGCUCUGAUCAAGGUUGUUAUGUCAGGCACAAUGGCAAUAAAACAUCCUCCUCCUCCUCCUCCUCCUCUGGUAGAGUAGCAGUGUAUGUGGACUGUCCUGCUGGCUCUCUGUCCUUCUUCAGAGUCUCCUCUGACUCUCUGAUUCACCUCUGCACCUUCAACACCACAUUCUCUCAACCUCUCUAUGCUGGAUUUAGACUUUCGUCCUCUGGUUCUUCAGUGAGUCUGUGUCCUCUGUAGGAAAGACGGUCUCUGUCUCUGACAGCAGUCCUGUCAGCACCAAUCAGAGAUCAGAGAACAUCAGUGGAGUUCAGCAGGGUUCACAGACGGAGCCUCCAACACUUUGUAAAUAUGUGGUCACUUUAAGUUUCAGGAUGUUUUCUAACCUCCUCAAUGGAGACGAUGAGGAAAGAACUCUUCUGAUCACAGUUUGACGUUUUUGUUUUUCUCAGUUUUUUCAUGUUUGGUUUUAAGUCAUUUACAAGUAACUCGACACAGUGAUGGUUGUGACAGAGGAGAUGGUAUCAGGUUUCAUAAGAAAGUCUUUUUUCCCUGACAGCCAGUGAGACUGUCUUCAUCGCGGACAUGGUGGUGGUGGCCCAGACGGCACUCAUCCUCAACAGUAGGGGACAUGACAGAGAAACGUUGGUCACGAAUCCAAUGUUUCUAAUGCUAAAAGAAGCAGAUGUAUGAGGUAUCACCGUUCUUAUCCAGGUUCUGACCAAUGUCCAAGUUUCUGGAGGUGACUGAAUAGAACUGGGCACAGAUUUGGCUUUAGGAUCCAUGGAUCAUCUCAGACAGCAGUGUUAGCUCAAGUAGGAUUCUUAGUGGUGUGUCGAGAUAAGCAGUGUCACAGAUUACAUGCAACAGUGCCACCUAUUUACAAUACAAAACACGAGAAACUGUAUUGCGUCGCAGUGACAGUUUAAAUUUGGUGUAUUCUGAAUCGUUACUUUCCCCAAAAAGCGAUUACUUUUAGGGAUUACUUUGUGGCAGUGGUUCCCAAACAGUGUGCCGUGAGAGUUUGUGACAACCAAACAUUGUUUUUGCAAAUUCCAGUUCGAGCGCACAGUAAAACAACCACAAUGUGGUCAGAUUCGAUGAUUUUUUAAGUCCGUCUUGCCAGAGUCCUGCAGAAGCUCCUGAUUUGGUUUAAUAAGGUGACAGCUUCUUGUUUUGUGUUUCUGUGCUUCUGUGCAGAGUAACAGAGUUCCACCGCCACCUAAAGGUCUGAUAUAUGAACUCCAUGGCUUUGAGUCGCUUCAUGAUGUCCUGUGGAUGCAGAGAUACAGACACACUUGAGCCCCAAAUUAUUCAUAUUCCAGGCAAAUUUAUGCUCAGUUACUUUUAUUCAAUCAGGGAGUUUUUUGACCAGAAAUGAUACAGGCUUCUUCCAAAAGUUAAUAAGAUGGUGUACAAGAAGCACCAUUGUGGAAAGAAAAUAUUUCUCACUUUUUAUUUACAUUUGAACAAAAAGUGGCAUGCCAAGAGUUUUUCACAGGUUUCUCAAUAAUAAAUAGAAAAGCCUUCAUUACCUAUUACAGCAGUCAAACUCUUCCUAUAAUUAGUGAGCAGCUUUUUUCAUGUCUCCACUGGUAUUUUUGAAUAUUCAAUUUCAGUACUGACCUCCAACUGAUUUGUUUUCAGCAUUUCCUUCAUUCAGUCCUCAUAGCAUGUCCCUCUAAAGAGACAUCUGUCUCCAGGGACCUGCUUGGAUUUUAGGAUGUCCCUUCAUCAGAGGGUUGACUCAAUAAAAUUACAGAAAAAUUAUUAUUUUUGAUUUUGAAAAAUGAUAAUAAGACAAAAUAUUUACAAUAGCACAAGUUUCAAUGUCUCGAACACACAGAGCUACCAGAAGUCUAACCCCCCCACUGUAGCUUUCACUACUCACAUUUCUUUCUUCAUUUCUGCAGUUUUCUUUUCUCAUUUUUAACUUUGUGACCUGUCUGGUUUUAAUGCUGCAGUUACUGCUCUGAUGAUGUUAUACAUUUUUUAACAUAAUUUUCAUAAUCUUUGUAUUAAAGGUGCUGUAGGCAGGAUUUUGCUAGUCAAUGCUAAUUUUUCUGUGUUUUCUUUGGAUUAAAUGUUAGAGUAUCCAUUGAUAAUCAUUCAGGAGUGUAGCAUAAUUGCACUACCGCAA
Molecule: messenger RNA, 5655 nt
Organism: Salarias fasciatus (jewelled blenny)
Lineage: Eukaryota; Metazoa; Chordata; Actinopteri; Blenniiformes; Blenniidae
Product: NLR family CARD domain-containing protein 3-like
Exons: 7
Coding region: 621-3755 (1044 amino acids)
Molecular function (GO): protein binding
Source: RefSeq, a predicted model, not a curated record